UUACUUUUACGUUUCCAGUCGAUUCAAGGUGCAACUUGCGUUCACAACACUGAUUAGCAAAACCAAACGAGCGAGACAACUUGGGAUUUAGAACCGAUUAUUCUCGUACCGUGCUGCACAUCAUGGACCAAAGGUUAAUUUUUGCGGCUAUGCUGCUCUUGAUAAUCCCUUCUAUUGCUGCAAUGGAUCCCUGGGUCAAACUGAAUUCCUAUCCUGUAUGUUUUGGCGCCAGGAAAAACACGUUUGGCAGUUUCAGCGUCCCUUAUGGUGGCAAGAUAACCGCUGUAAAAUUGGUCCACCUAAGCGGUUACGUGACCUGCGAUAGGAGAAAAUUUUCCUACUGGUCCUUCUGGGGCUGUGGCAAAAGGCCUGCAGUAAAAGAUCACGUUGGUGUCGUCAUAACAAAUUCAACCAGUUACAUUAUUACGCCACAAAGCCCGUUCCUCAAGAGUACUCCGCCUGGAAAGUUUUCUAAUUUACCCAGAUUUAAAUCGUUUUCUCCUGAGAUUAUCCUGCCGCGUUUUUCUCCUUUCCCGGUGAUCUCGGGCGAAGAGUUGCGACUGUGGUAUGGUGAGGAUUUGGUGGGCUUCACUGAACACGACAAUGACGGACGGGUCUGCUGUAAUGUUUACGCUCUCUAUGACUGAUAUAAGUCCUAACAAGAUUGCCGUUAAAAGUGUCCGGCAGAUUUUUCUGUUAUGACUCAAUUUUCUUUUUGACUUUCUAGGUGCAGCAGUUAAGAGUUCUAUAGUAACAUUUACUAUUAUAGUUAUUGCUUUAAGACCCUGCAGGUAAAGGAAAAACGGAGAUAAGAAAUGUAGAAGGCUGUGUUACAAUUGUGUUUGAACUAAGUGAUUAUAUGGGUAUUUUAUUGUACACAUAAGGCGCAUAACGAAUUGAUUUUUCUUUAAUUUGAGCAACUAAAAUAAAGCGAAGCUGUCAAGCAA
Orbicella faveolata is the source of this 947-nucleotide messenger RNA. RefSeq lists its product as uncharacterized. NCBI's taxonomy places the organism in Eukaryota, Metazoa, Cnidaria, Anthozoa, Scleractinia, Merulinidae. The record is from RefSeq and is a predicted model, not a curated record.